AUGGUGAAGGUACUCUGUGUAGCAGAAAAGUCAUCGGUAGCUAAAGCAGUUGCUGGGCAUCUCAGCGGAGGAAGGUUUCAAACGAGACAAACGGGGAAUAAAUAUAUUAGGAACUAUGAUUUUGAUUAUAAGUUCAAUCAAUGGGAUCAUUGCGAAGUUACUAUGACUGCUGUUCAGGGGCAUACGGAGGAGAUUGAUUUUGUGGAUCGGUUUCGUAAAUGGUCUGAUUGCGAUCCUGUUGAAUUGUUUGAUGCGCCUAUUACGAAGAAUAUUGAGAAGGAUAAACGAAGUAUUGCGGAUAAUAUUCAGAAAGAAGCUAGAAAUGCUACGAUUCUGUUUAUUUGGACGGAUUGUGAUAGAGAAGGGGAGUAUAUUGGGACCGAGGUUCGGACUUUCGCGAAAAGGGGGAAUCCAAACAUUCAAGUUAAGAGAGCGCAGUUUAGUAAUAUUGAGAAGAGCCAUGUCAUUCGGGCUGCACAUAAUCCGAAGGAUCUAGAUGAAAGACAGGCGUUGGCUGUUUCUGCACGUAUGGAACUAGAUCUUAGAAUUGGAGCUGCUUUAACGAGGUUCCAGAGCUUGAAGCUCCAGGGACGCUGGGGGCUUGCUGGGGAUGCUCUGAUAAGCUAUGGGUCAUGUCAGUUCCCUACUCUUGGCUUUGUGGUUGAGAGGUAUAUGAGAGUCAAGAACUUCGUGCCAGAGCCGUUCUGGUCGUUGAAGUUGAUGCAUACUCGGGAUGGGACCUCGACGACAUAUAAUUGGGACCGGUCACGAUUGUUUGAUCGAAUGGCGGUUGUUUUACUUUUUGAGAGCUGCAUGUCAAGCCCUGAUGCGCUUGUUAAAAGCGUAGCGAGGAAGCCGACGAGGAAAUACAAACCUCUACCUUUGACGACGGUGGAGUUGCAGAAACAGGGUAGUAGAUUCUUGGGCAUGAAUUCUCAGAGGGUUAUGAAGGCUGCUGAAGGUUUGUAUACAUCUGGGUUUAUUAGUUACCCUCGUACGGAAACCGAUCAGUAUGAUCAAGCUGUCAACCUUCAAGCCCUGAUUGGGAAGCAAACUAAUGAUACUGGCGGUUGGGGCUGGGGUGAUUAUGCUACUGGGCUAUUGGAUGGUGCAUUUGAGCAACCCAGGCGCGGAAAGAACAAUGAUAAAGCUCAUCCUCCAAUCCACCCAGUAGCUUAUGCUGCCUCAGCAGCUCUGGCUGAUGCCGAUCAAAGAAAGGUCUAUGAAUUCGUCGUCAGGCACUUUCUAGCAUGCUGUUCAGAAGAUGCGAUUGGCGAGACAACUACUGUUAAUAUUGAUUACGGUGGUGAGGGUUUUCAUGCAUCUGGAUUGACGGUUCUAGAACGGAACUAUCUUGACGUAUAUCCCUGGGACAGAUGGGAGUCUUCUCAGAUGUUACCGAGAUAUCAAGAAGGAGAACGAUUUGUGCCUAAUGAAGUGACCAUGACGGAUGGGAAGACUUCGGCACCAGGGUACCUUACUGAACCUGAGCUUAUUGCUCUUAUGGAUGCCAAUGGGAUUGGAACGGAUGCUACGAUGGCAGAACAUAUUGAGAAGAUUCAGCAGAGAGAGUAUGUGUUUUGCAUAAGUGGUGGGGGUAAAAGCACAGGUACUAGUAGAGGACGAGGGCGAGGAAGAGGAAGGGGCGGUAGAGAUGCUGGUGGGAGUGGGAGAGCUGAAGGGGGAGGGGGUAAGAAUGUGUUCGUUCCGAGCAAUCUUGGUGUGGCGCUGGUUGAGGCGUAUGAUACGAUUGCUGCCGAGAUGAGUUUGAGCAGGCCGUUUCUUCGCAAAGAGAUGGAAGUUAACAUGAAGCGAAUUUGCAAAGGAGAGUUGGCAAGGGAAGAUGUGGUCCACCAAUGCCUUGAGCAGUAUCGAGGGGUAUACGCGAGAGUUAGUCAGCACCUCAGCACCUACAGGGAGACUGAGGCCAAGGCAAGGCACCCGUGUGUUGUCGACUGA
Orbilia oligospora ATCC 24927 is the source of this 1959-nucleotide messenger RNA. RefSeq lists its product as uncharacterized. Gene Ontology annotation, cellular component: nucleus. Lineage: Eukaryota; Fungi; Ascomycota; Orbiliomycetes; Orbiliales; Orbiliaceae. The transcript is spliced from 10 exons. The record is from RefSeq and is a predicted model, not a curated record. The coding region runs from base 1 to 1959 and encodes 652 amino acids. Gene Ontology annotation, molecular function: DNA binding; DNA topoisomerase type I (single strand cut, ATP-independent) activity. Gene Ontology annotation, biological process: DNA topological change.